AUGAAAUCCUUGGACGCACCCAACAAUCCUUCAGCGGUCGAGUCCGGUAACGCUGUAGAUAAGAACGUCGACGACGAUGGUCGAGAGAAGAGAACGGGGACGUUUCUGACGGCGACUGCCCAUAUUAUCACGGCGGUGAUAGGCUCGGGAGUGUUGUCUUUGGCUUGGGGUUUAGCACAGCUUGGUUGGGUGGCAGGAACCCUGAUUUUGUUGAUUUUCGCCAUCGUUACUUACUACACGUCCACUUUGCUUGCCGACUGCUACAGAGCGCCGGAUCCCAUCACAGGAACACGCAACGACACGUACAUGGGCGUCGUUCGAGCUUACCUUGGUGGUAAAAAGGUGCAGCUAUGUGGACUAGCACAGUACGGCAACCUUGUUGGGGUCACUAUUGGUUACACCAUCACUGCCUCCAUAAGCUUAGUAGCGAUUGAGAGAGCAAAUUGUUUUCAUCACAAUGGCCAUGGUGUUAAAUGUUCUGUAUCGAAUUAUCCAUACAUGGCGGGAUUUGGGUUCUUUCAGAUUUUGCUAAGCCAGAUUCCUAAUUUUCACAAGCUAUCAUUCCUCUCCAUCAUCGCUGCGGUUAUGUCCUUCUCUUAUGCCUCUAUUGGUGGGAAGGUUGGUAAGACAACACUGACAGGUACGGUGAUAGGAGUGGACGUAUCUGCGUCUGCUAAAGUAUGGAACGCGUUUCAAGCGGUUGGAGACAUUGCGUUUUCGUACGCUUUCACCACUAUUCUCAUUGAGAUCCAGGACACAUUGAGAUCAAGCCCACCAGAGAACAAAGUGAUGAAAAAAGCAAGUCUUGCUGGAGUCUCAACCACAACUGUGUUUUACAUCUUAUGUGGUUGCAUGGGAUAUGCUGCAUUCGGAAACAAUGCCCCUGGUGACUUCCUUACUGACUUUGGUUUCUACGAACCUUUCUGGCUCGUCGAUUUCGCCAAUGCUUGCAUUGCUCUCCAUUUAAUCGGUGCCUAUCAGGCUGGUGUGGAGGACAGGCUACGUGAUUUUGACGACAUUGAUAGCAAUGAUAUUCCCCUUCUUCAACUCGAUCUUGGGUUUGCUCGGAGCACUUGCGUUCUGGCCGCUAACAGUUUAUUUUCCUGUGGCAAUGCACAUGGCUCAGACUAA
This is a messenger RNA of Eruca vesicaria subsp. sativa (arugula), 1131 nucleotides long. NCBI's taxonomy places the organism in Eukaryota, Viridiplantae, Streptophyta, Magnoliopsida, Brassicales, Brassicaceae. The record is from the annotation of a GenBank genome assembly.